Molecule: messenger RNA, 2208 nt
Organism: Seminavis robusta
Lineage: Eukaryota; Bacillariophyta; Bacillariophyceae; Naviculales; Naviculaceae
Source: the annotation of a GenBank genome assembly
AUGUUCUACAAUAGUGUACGUAUGCCAGCAAAAGAAGAUCCAUUGAGAUACUGUACUGAGUCUUUCCAAGGACCUAAGUCAAACCGCCAAGAUUCACAGGAAGAGGAAGAAGAUGAUGAUGACAAUUUUUUCGACGGUGUCUUCAAUCUGUUAUCAUCUGAGCACAAACAGCUUACAGGAGCUAUAUCAACCAAUGCACCAGCAAAAUUGUCACUGAACAACUUGCGAAAGGCUGGAGCCAGGGGAUGUGGAUUUAACAACCUACCUUCUAUUGCUGAGUGUACUCCUUCAUUAAGUGAUUCAGCAGAAGAACAAGAAAGAACAAAUCUCUACAGAAGAAGAAGCGAGAUUCCCACCCAAUUCAUUUCAGCGGGGGCAUCACCACAAGGUAAUUCUACUACAACAGCUGCUGCUGGUUCCAAUGAUAUGACAGUACGGGACAAGCCAACUCCCUUCCAGCUCAUGGAGCUUACCUACCGUAAUACCAGACGAAGGCUGCAACUAGCUGAACAAACAGCAGAAGAAGCAAGAUCGCUUGAGAGCUAUGUGGAAGCCGAUGGUACAUGUUUGUCCAUUAUUGAAUGGUCGCACCGACCUGAUCUGAACUUAGACAAAGAACAGCAGCUUGCUUUUCAGAUUGUUACAGCAGCAUUUAUGCUCACAUACUAUCAAGAUGCAGAAAGUCUUGAUCCAUCUGUGUACAGAACUUGCUCUGACAAUCCAAGCCAAAUCAGACGUGACUUCAGAAAUGAAAAGGGCAAACUCCAAAGAAUGUCUAGACUACGUCACAACCAGUUGAUUAUGUAUCUUGAUGGUGCAGGUGGGGCAGGGAAAAGUCGUGUUGUUCAAGAGCUCUUAAAAUAUGCCCAAGAGUUCACCGCACGAUUGGGUUUACAAUUUGACAUGCGCACUAUUGUUGUCAGUGCCAUGUCAGGGGUUGCAGCUGUUUCAAUAGGAGGGGAAACAACUCAUUCCGUGGCAGCAUUCUUCAGAAACAUUGACGAGAAAGAUACCACUUGGGCCAAUGCUCGAUUGCUGAUCAUUGACGAAGUCUCUUUUAUGUCCACAGCAGAGGUGGAUCUGUUGGACGAAAAGCUGAGAUGUCUCAUGAGAAAGUACAAUGCUCUUUUUGGUGAGAUUCAUAUUCUCUUCUGUGGAGACUUCAGAUUUAGAGAAGAUCCAGAAUGGGGGUGCAUUUUGUCCAGGUUGCGAAAUGAUACAUAUACACAGCAUGAUAUCGAUGCUGUCAACCAAUGCUGUAUCAAAGUCAAACCGAGAGCAAUUCCUGGAAAUGCAUCAUAUUGUGUGUAUGGCAAUGCUGAUCGAACCGCCAUCAAUGAUGCCGGUGUCUUCUCUAAUGUCUUGAAAGCACAUUGGCAAACAUGUCAAAGUCUCCCGAACCAUAUUGUUGCAAUUACAGCUGGAAACAUGGUCCGUGUUAACAAGGCAAAAAAAAAGAUACCGAUGGAAGAAACUGACAAGCAUUACAUCUUUGAGCACUGCGGAGAUCAUCGUAUCAGAGCCAAAAUACGGGGUCGUAGAGGGGGGCACUUUAUUGACCCAAUGUUGAAGCUCUACUAUCAUAUUCCUUUGAUGCUGGUUUCAAAUGAUGAUGUGCCUAAUGGGCAUGCUAACGGGACCCGGGUUCUGUUGGAAGCUGUAGUCACAAAACCCAAUGUCACAGCCUCGACAAUCAUUAUUGAUGGAUAUGAAUGCCCAGCUCUGGAUGCAUCCAAUGUUGAUUAUCUUGUUUGCAGUUCUGAAGAGGAUCCACAGAAAAUUUUCAAGAUCCAUCCAAAAACUCUGCAAUGCUCUAUCCAGGCUCCCAUUCCGAAGGCAAUUGCUGGCCAUGUACAAGCUACAAUCAAUUUGACUGCCAGUCUGCUCCAAUUUCCUAUCAUCACCAACAGAGCAACAACUGGCCACAAGCUACAGGGCCAAAACAAACACAACCUAGUUGUUGCAGUGUGGUCGAAAAGAAAAAACUGGAACUACGUUGCCUUAUCUAGAGUUCGCACUAGACAAGGCCUCUAUUUGCUGCAAAAACUACAGCACGAUGCUGAUUUUUCAAUGUCACACGACUUGAGAGAAAUGCGAAGGAGACUGUCAAGGCUGACUCCUGCUGUUUUGGAGUGGGAUUUAGAAGAAGAAAGGAGAAUGCGUGACAUAAGAAGGAGGCAUGCUUCCAAUAGAGCUGCUGCAACAUAG